Messenger RNA from Oenanthe melanoleuca, 1308 nucleotides. RefSeq names its product mab-21 like 4 (gene MAB21L4). The coding region runs from base 4 to 1308 and encodes 434 amino acids. The transcript is spliced from 5 exons. Lineage: Eukaryota; Metazoa; Chordata; Aves; Passeriformes; Muscicapidae. The record is from RefSeq and is a predicted model, not a curated record.
GCCAUGGAAGCCAGCACUUCCCUCUGGCACAGCUACCUGGGGGUGAUCGUGUCCCGCGAGAGGCAGCGGAUGGAGCACUUCCAGCGGGCCGAGGACAUCCUGCUCACCCUGCUGGAGAGCGUCCAUGCCAGGGAGCCCCGCUUCCUCGUGGACUAUGCCAGGAACCUGGAGGCCUUGGAGUUCACCCUGUGUGCCUCUGAGGACGCUGUCACUCUGGAGAUACCCCUGCGUGUCGACGGCGCUGCCCUGCGUGUGCUGGCGUGCCAGAGCAGGGACGGCCCAGCCAGGCAUCCUUCGGAGCUGGACACCUGCUAUCUGGAAGUGUGCUCUGCAGGGACUGGUUUGGAGGACUGGACUGGCGUUGUGGAUGUGCGUGGAGGUGGUGUGGUGUGCCUGCUUCCAGGCAAAAUUCUCCAGCACCUGAAAGAGCUCCUUGUUUCAGCCAUCGUGCGCUGCCGACGCCUCUUCCUGCUUCAGCCAGGUGACAUCAGUGCUGAAAAUCUGCAGGAAGACGCCAUGGAGCUCUCCCUGCUGAUCCGUGGCAGCUGGAAGACCAUUCGCUUUGACGUUGUUCCUGUGGUGAGGAGGCAGCAGGAGCCGCUCCAGCUCCGGAGGCGGCAGAGCUGCAGGGGCUUCCCUGAAGGCAGCCUCAGGAAGGCCACAGAAGAGGCUCACUUCGUCCCUGCCUCUCCCCACUGCUGGAGAUCCUCCACUCACCUUCCCAUCCUGAAGCUGCUGCGAGGAGUGGACAGCCUGAAGGGGCCCCGCCUGGACAGCCUGCGCCUGCUGGAGCAGCUCCGUGACCAGGACUGGGGAGGGCAGGGGGGGAAAGGCACUCUCACCUUCAACCACCUGAAGAUGGUGUUGCUGUGGAGCACAGAGCUCUUCCCCUCCCCAGAGGACUGGCAGGACCUGGAGGGCUCUGUCUACAGGCUCUUGGUGAUCCUUCUCCGCUGCCUGGCCACCCAGCACCUGCCCCACUUCCUGAACCCAGAGCAAAACCUCUUCCAAGGAGCGGGCCCAGACCUUGCCUCCCUCUACCAUAAAGUCGAGAGCUUUGCCUGGGACCCCCAACGCUUCCUCCGCUUCCAUUUCGGCCUCCACGGGUUCAGUGGCAGCUGGCAGGCAGACUCUGAGACCCGAGCCCUCCUGCAGCUCCCCACCAAGGGUGCAUCCUACUGGGACACAGCCUACUUUGACAUGCUGCUCAGCCAGUUUCAGGUGUACCGGAUCCAGGACAGUGCACGCCUCUCAGCAGUGUCCCAGCUCCUCUCCGAGAUCCGUCGAGAAAUCCCUCAGCAGAGCUGA